CCCCCAAAUAGCAUCGGUCCAUGCAAACCCCCGAACUGCAUUAUGCCAGUUAACCCCCCAGAUAGCAUCGGUCCAUGCAAACCCACCGAACCACAUGAUGUCAGCAACGGUCCAUGCAAUCCCCCGAACUGCACUAUGCCAGUUAACCCCCCAAAUAGCAUCGGUCCAUGCAAACCCCCCGAACCA
Volvox carteri f. nagariensis is the source of this 186-nucleotide messenger RNA. RefSeq lists its product as uncharacterized. The record is from RefSeq and is a predicted model, not a curated record. The annotation marks the transcript as partial. The transcript has 2 exons. Lineage: Eukaryota; Viridiplantae; Chlorophyta; Chlorophyceae; Chlamydomonadales; Volvocaceae.